Zingiber officinale is the source of this 738-nucleotide messenger RNA. RefSeq names its product putative peptidyl-tRNA hydrolase PTRHD1. The transcript has 2 exons. Lineage: Eukaryota; Viridiplantae; Streptophyta; Magnoliopsida; Zingiberales; Zingiberaceae. Gene Ontology annotation, molecular function: peptidyl-tRNA hydrolase activity. Bases 61 to 603 code for a protein of 180 amino acids. The record is from RefSeq and is a predicted model, not a curated record.
CUAAAAAAACAUUAUGGCUUUUGAUCCGUAGCACGUGCCUCGCUAUUAUUAGCGGCCGCGAUGGGAACGCUGUUGCCGGCUCGAUUCGCGUCCAAAUUCGCGUCCUGUGCUAGUCGCCCAUCCCCCACCCAGCUCCGACGCCCGCCUUUCCGCCCGCCUCCGACAAGAAGCAUGAGCGUGUCCCAGGAAUCGGCCCUCCGAAAGCCCACUCCCGCUUCUACCGAUGACGGCGACGGACCAGCGAAGGGCGACGUGAUGGUGCAGUACGUGGUCCUCCGCCGUGACCUGAUCGACACUUGGCCUCUCGGCAGCGUCGUCACCCAGGGCUGCCACGCUGCGGUGGCCGCAGUCUGGUCCCACCGCCAACACCCCGACGUCCUCGCCUACUGUUCCGACGACAACCUCGACUCAAUGCACAAGGUGACUCUGGAGGUGAAAGGGGAGACACAGCUGAGGAACCUUUCGGAGAAGCUCAAGUCAGAAGGGGUGGAUCAUAAGCUGUGGAUCGAGCAGCCGGAGAACUUCCCGACCUGCCUUGCCACCCGGCCUUAUCCCAAGUCUCAACUUGCAUCUUUCUUUAAGAAGCUUAAGCUCUGCAAAUGAUUAACAGGGACCUUCAUCAAUAACAGUGCCAAGUAUUCCAUCUUUGUUAUUCUUGUGUCGAUCUCUAUCAUAACUGAGAACCAGUUUGCGUUGUGACAUCAUGUUUCUUUUGUAAGAUUUGAAAGUUAAGAAAAA